GAAAGAACUAAAACGAAUUGGAAUUUCGAUAAAUGUACGACAGAAAAGAAAUCUUAUUUCAAUACUUUUAUGAACAAUGGAGAUAGGAUCCCGGACGGUGUGUGAGGGAUAGACGUUGGGACUGUGGUUAAAGUCAUCGUCAGCGGUAUUGAAGUGCAAGGGACUGGUAGACCGCUGUGGCCAAUUCCAAGUUUGUGCUCGGUAAAUUUCUUCGAUUCGGUUCGAUUUCUUCACUGCAGAUUAUUUUUCCUCUGUUGUUGCAAUGUAAAUUUCAUGUCGUCGUUUGUCGUUUCUCAUUCUAAUUUUGUGGCCGAUUUUGAGUUUUCGAUUUUAUUUUAUUCACUCCAUACAAUUUUGUAACUACAAAUAUGUACGUAUUUUGCAUUUUCCUGAUCAAAUUUGUCUAUUAGAACAAGAAGCGAUAAAAAACUGGAAUUUUAGUAGAAAAAAAGCCUAGUUUACAAUUUGCUAAAUGUUAAAAGUGUGAAUUAUAUAUGUAAAAUUAUAGUGGUGUCAAUGUGUUUAAAAGAACAAAGUUGUGAAAACUUAAAAGCGAUAAACUAAAUUUAAAAAAGUGAAAUCCGCCCCAAUUCGGCCUGUAACACCGAUUUUUGACGACUCUUACUGCGCAGUCAGCAGAGAUAUCAGCGUUAAAGUUGGCGUUGCUGGUAACAACGGUUACCAUUUCGGUGGAAAAAGUGCCGUGUACCUGGUUGCCCUUUACACCCGCACUACCAGUCAAUCCAUUGCUGCGUCCUUUCCUGUCUGAUUUUGACAACUGAUUUCGUGCGUUCGGUUAGUAAAUUGAAGCGUCGGUGCGCCACUGCGUAGUGCUCGAUAAGCGAGCAAAGCCGAGCAUCCCAGCAUCAUCGCGUUCGCAAUUUAACAGUUAAUGCACCCAAAGUAACAAAACGGAAUCAAAAGCACACAUAAAACGACUGGGAAAAAUUCGUCACUGCUGCAAAAUAAAAUAACUAACUGUGACAGCAAGUCUCUGUAGGCCUAGCAUCAGCAGAAUCAUCCAUAUUGACGACAACGCCAACGCCAACGCCAAUAAAGGGUAGACGAAGUGAUUUUGUGGAAGGAAAGUGACUAAACACCCCCCUCUGUGGUGUGCUCCGUAGUGGGGACCAUCACUUGAUUUACCCAACUGCACAAUAAUACAAAGCUGACGCUGAAGUUUCGAGAUGGCUUGUUUGAACACAUUAAAAUUGGAAAUAAAAACGCUGGAAAAGAUAUUUACCAAGAAUCACGAGCGAUUUCAAAUAUUGAAUUCGAGUGUUGACGAGCUGACAUGUCGCUUCAUCGGCAAAAAUGGCAAGCGUUAUGAUAUCCAUGCUAACAUUACGGAAACGUAUCCAUCCUCACCGCCCGUUUGGUUUGCAGAGAGUGAAGAGACAAGCGUAACAAAUGCCGUACAAAUACUCAGCAAUACGAAUGGACGUGAUAAUCAUGUUAUAAAUCAGGUUGGCAUAUUGUUACGUGAACUGUGCCGCCUGCACAAUGUCCCACUGCCACCCGAUAUUGAUAACCUCACCAUACCGUUUCAAUUGCCACCCCCAAGUGCGUCACCAUUGCAUCAACAGCCCGCAGCGCAGCACCAGAUCGAGGACAUCGAUUCGGACCAAGAUGAGGUGGAAGAUCUGAUUUGUGAGAGUGAACAAGAGAGUGAGGGCGAUGAAGAUCUGCCAUUGGAAAUGGACGACGGACGUAGCGCGAAUAAAGUUGAGAAGGAUGAAAUGGAAGUUGAACACCUGGCCACAUUAGAAAGACUGCGACAAAGUCAAAGGCAAGACUAUUUAAAGGGUUCAGUUUCCGGUUCCGUUCAAGCGACCGAUCGUCUCAUGAAAGAGCUGCGUGACAUUUACCGUUCCGAUUCGUUUAAGAGUAAUAUGUACUCAAUAGAUCUGGUAAACGAUUCGAUAUACGAAUGGAAUAUACGCCUGAAAUCGGUGGAUCCCGACAGCCCGCUACACAACGACUUGGUCAUGCUCAAGGAGAAGGAAGGCAAAGACAGCAUAUUGCUGAAUAUUAUUUUCAAAGAAACCUAUCCAUUCGAACCGCCAUUCGUACGCGUCGUGCAUCCGAUAAUAUCAGGGGGUUACGUACUUGUGGGCGGUGCCAUUUGUAUGGAGUUGCUCACAAAACAGGGCUGGAGUUCUGCUUACACCGUAGAAGCUGUAAUCAUGCAAAUUGCGGCAACACUAGUAAAGGGCAAAGCCAGAAUACAAUUUGGCGCCACGAAGGGUCAGUACAGCUUGGCACGUGCACAGCAGAGCUUCAAAUCACUGGUGCAAAUACACGAGAAAAAUGGUUGGUUCACCCCGCCAAAAGAAGAUGGCUAAGCAGCAAACGUCAUGGAUGAUUUUUUCUCUACCCUACAUAAAUAGAGUAGUUCGUCAUACAUAUUAAUACACGUUUUUAUCAUUUCCUUGGUUAAAAAAAAAAAACAAAAAAAACUUAACAUAAAAUAUAAACCUUAUAAAUAUACUUAAAUUAUAGUUGAUAUAAAACGCAAACAAAUCUAUCCAUGUAUACAUAAAAGGCACUAAGCAUGUAAGAAAACUAGAAAAUAUUAGUAAACACAACAUUGAGGUGUAAGCAAAUAAUCAUAAAAAUGAAAACUCUUGGCAGGAAAGCGCAAAUAUUACAUACACACAUAAUUUUUAAAAUUACUUUAUAAAUAAAUAUUGUGCAUAAAUACAGUUGGAAGCAUGUGACCACAAGACACGAAAACGAAAAUAGCGUACAACAUUUUUUACAUAGAAAUUUUCCGUUUAUCAUUUGUGAAAAGGCCAAUAUUCUUAAAAAAACUUCUAUAAAAAUGCAUGUUGUUUAACUAAAAUGUCAUUAAUUGUAUUUUUAGUAGUAGAAAUCACUGUUUGAAAAAAAUCAACAACAAAAAACCAUAACCAUUUUGUUAGGCAUUGAUAAAAAAAUUAUAAUUAUAAUAAUUAAACAUAUUUUGUAUAACUGUUGCAUUGGUCAUGAAAUGAAGAAAUUUUUCACGUAUGUGCGAAAAUAAACUACACAUUUCAUUUUGUUUCUAUGCUUGUAGGUAUUUUAUUUUAGCAAUUUCACGCAGCCCCAAAUGUGGACUUUAUGUUUUGCAAAUUUUCUCGUACUAGCGUAAAUUAGUGGAGUUGUGUGUGUUGUAAUGCAGAACGAACGUAGUAUGUGGGAAUGUUUAUUUACAAAAACAAAGCAAAAAAUAUAUUAAAAAUAUUAAAUGAAAAAAUAAAUAGGCAAGAAAAUGAGAGUACGAAAACCAAGUUGUAAUAAACGCAAAGCUUCUACUACUAAUUUAAUUAAAAUAUUAAUUGUGCUUAAAUUUCAUUUAAAAGUGAAUUGCGAAAUCUAAUUUUAAGGCUGUAUAUUUAUAAAAUUCACAUAAUAUUAAUUUUAAAUAAAACGUGUAAGCAUAUAAUCUCGCAACGGCAAAGCGUACAUAUAAAUGUAUAAAUAAUAAAGAGAGAAGGGAAUAUUGCGAAAGAGAAA
This is a messenger RNA of Anastrepha obliqua, 3498 nucleotides long. Its product is annotated as ubiquitin-conjugating enzyme E2 Q2. The record is from RefSeq and is a predicted model, not a curated record. Gene Ontology annotation, cellular component: nucleus. The transcript is spliced from 8 exons. Gene Ontology annotation, molecular function: ubiquitin conjugating enzyme activity. Gene Ontology annotation, biological process: protein polyubiquitination. NCBI's taxonomy places the organism in Eukaryota, Metazoa, Arthropoda, Insecta, Diptera, Tephritidae. Bases 1188 to 2345 code for a protein of 385 amino acids.